AUGAAGUGGGUUCAAGCACAUGAGCAUCAAUUAGAACAUGCAAAAGAAAAGCAAAAAGGGAAAUUGAAUUCUGUCUCCACAAGUCCAUUGCCAUUUGCUGGUGGUGAAGGAGGAGGUCGAUUCUGUGGAGGGGAUGGUGAUGCUUUUUGGAGACUUUCUUUUGGAGAUGAUAGCGCUGAUGGGGAGAAGAACAAAGGUGCUUUGAGAUCAUUUCAUUAUGAUUUCGACAAUGAGCCUGACGCUCCACCAUCAAGUUGUCACACCUGUAGAUCAAAUGCUAAAAGGGUAAAUUAUAGAAAAGAAGACACUUCUAAGUUCAGCAACAUGGUUUCUGAAGUAAGAAAAAUGAGAGGACUGCCAAGAGAAAUUGAAAUUUUGCCUAAAAUGGAUGCAUGUAUAGGAGAAAAGGUAGCAGAAAUCAGAACACCAAAAAUCAGGGUCGAGAGAGAUAAGAAAUUGAGGAAAACGGAUCGAAGGGUUUUCGAAGAGCAGCAGUUCAAAUUAGAUGGAGAACAACCAUAUGAAGCAGAGAAGAUAUCAAGAAAAGAGACAUCAAAGGAUAUUUUUGAAACGGAAAGAGAAAGAACAAUUGGGAUGAUUGAGAGGGAGGACGGUGAGUUGACAGAUUUCUUAUUCAAAAAAGGUUUCUCUCUGUCUUCCAUCAAUGCAAGAGAUUCUCAUCUAAACAGGACUGAAAAAGAGAUUGUGUUUGGUUCUCGGAAGGAAAGCGAUGGAUUUUCUGCUGAAAAUUUGGGUUUUGAGUUGCAAAAGUUGAAAGACAUGAAGAUUGAAGAGCUCAAGUCAAUGAGGGAGAAACAGAGAAAAUCUCAGCAUAUAAGCAGAGAAUUGCAAAGGAAAAAGAACAGUAAAGUGAGGGCUAUUUCUCCAAGAACAACUUCAAAAGUCGAAAUCUACAGAAUAAAAGCAGUUGAAGACAUGCAGAAAGCCAGGAUGGAAAUGAAGAAAAAAAGCCAGGGAGAAAACAAUGGAGGGAUUCACAGGGCUAGAGAAUUUCGCAGUGGUGAAAAGCUCGUUUGA
Molecule: messenger RNA, 1038 nt
Organism: Dovyalis caffra
Lineage: Eukaryota; Viridiplantae; Streptophyta; Magnoliopsida; Malpighiales; Salicaceae
Source: the annotation of a GenBank genome assembly